Molecule: messenger RNA, 974 nt
Organism: Bombina bombina (fire-bellied toad)
Lineage: Eukaryota; Metazoa; Chordata; Amphibia; Anura; Bombinatoridae
Product: heat shock protein 30C-like
Exons: 1
Coding region: 131-778 (215 amino acids)
Biological process (GO): protein refolding; response to heat
Molecular function (GO): protein folding chaperone
Source: RefSeq, a predicted model, not a curated record
ACCUCAGGAACUCACCAGAUUGCUCAUUUGUGCAUAUAAAAGCAGGUGGAGCUUUCACUAGCAGCAGCACAGACAGAGAGACGACACAAACAGAUUCUCUACUCGCAGACUCUGACAAGAUACAAACUUCAUGAUGUUUCCUCUGAGCCUCCUCCAGUCCUCACACAGCCCCCUGUGUACCUGCAGUGAGUCUGCACUCACACUCUGGCCGGCUACACGGCUGAUCUAUGGCCAGCUGGAAGAUGACGUGCUGAGCUUGAGGAACGAUAUGGACAGAAGAAUGCAGCGUGUGAAUCAGACUUAUCAGCUGCUCUCUCAGGACAUAGAGAUGAGAAGGAGAAUGGAACAGAGCAGACAAUCUGCAGCUAGAGAAGCUCAGACCAUCUCUACAAGAAGAGACAAAGAUGGGAAUAAAAACUUUGCUCUCACCCUGGAUGUGAGUAAUUUCUCUCCUGAUGAACUGACAGUGAAAACAGAAGGAAGGAGACUGAUUGUAAUGGGGAAACGUGACAAGAAAUCUGACUCAGGGGGUGGAAGUUUCUUCCAUGAAUACAGAGAGUGGAAGAGAGAAAUGGAGCUCCCUGAAGAUGUGAAUCCUGAGGACGUGUUGUGCUCCCUGUCCAAGGAUGGGCAGCUCCACAUACAGGCUCCUCGCCUAGCGCUGACAGCUGCAAAAGAGAGACCAAUUCCCAUCACCGUGUGCCAAGCGCCAGAAGAUGCGCAGCAAACCCCAGCUGUGACCCAAAACAGCAGCUCUGAGGAAGGACAAGAAAAUUAACCUAAAGCUUCCUAAGAGCUUUAAAGGACUCAACAAAAUUGAAAUAAACAACUUUUCGUAUUUUACUUAUGGAGCUUGUUCUUUUUCUGUAAAUUAUUUUUAUAUCCAUGUUUUAUUAGCGACACAAAAUAUCACCGGCCAAUAUGCUGACAUUUAAGUUUUAACAGACUUUUUAAAUAAACAUUUAAAAAAAUUA